AUGGCCUCCGUCGACCCCUUCGACUCGGCCCUCGAUCUCCUCCGCCGCCUCAACCCGAAACACACGACCGACCACCUCAAUGCCAUUAUAUCGCUGGCCCCAGACCUGACCGAGGACCUCCUCUCGUCCGUCGACCAGCCCCUGACGGUGAAGCGCUGCAAGCAGACGGGCCGCGACUACCUACUCUGCGACUACAACCGCGACGGCGACAGCUACCGCUCCCCCUGGAGCAACCAGUUCGACCCUCCCCUCGACGAGGCGGGCGCCGGCGGCGUCGGGGCGAGCGGCAGCGAGGGAGCCGGCGAGGGUGCCAUCCCGAGCGAGCGCGUCCGCAAGAUGGAGGUGCGCGCCAACGAGGCGUUUGACGUCUACCGCGACCUGUACUACGAGGGCGGUGUGAGCAGUGUGUACUUUUGGAACCUGGAUGACGGCUUCGCCGGCGUCGUUCUCUUGAAGAAGUGUAGGUCUCUCUCCGGGAGUUUACGAAAAUGCGAGGGGGCCGCGACACCCGGAGGCAGCGCCGAGGGCGUCUGGGACUCGAUCCACGUCUUCGAGGCCAUUGAACGGGGCCGCACGACGCAGUACAAGCUGACCUCGACCGUAAUCCUCUCGCUGUCGACGUCGACGGGCGCCCUGGGCGACAUGGACCUCAGCGGCAACAUGACGCGGCAGGUCGAGCAGGAGCUGCCCGUUGAGGGCGACGAGAGCCACAUUGCCAACGUCGGCCGUCUCGUCGAGGACAUGGAGCUCAAGAUGCGCAACCUGCUGCAGGAGGUCUACUUCGGCAAGGCCAAGGACGUCGUCGGCGACCUGCGCAGCAUCGGCAGCCUCAGCGAGGGCGCCAAGGACCGCGCGGCGCAGAGGGAGAUUAUCGGGAGCAUGCAGAGGUGA
This is a messenger RNA of Colletotrichum spaethianum, 891 nucleotides long. RefSeq names its product F-actin-capping protein subunit beta. Gene Ontology annotation, molecular function: actin filament binding. Gene Ontology annotation, biological process: actin cytoskeleton organization; cell morphogenesis; barbed-end actin filament capping. The record is from RefSeq and is a predicted model, not a curated record. Bases 1 to 891 code for a protein of 296 amino acids. Gene Ontology annotation, cellular component: actin cortical patch; F-actin capping protein complex; cytoplasm. The transcript is spliced from 3 exons. NCBI's taxonomy places the organism in Eukaryota, Fungi, Ascomycota, Sordariomycetes, Glomerellales, Glomerellaceae.